AUGGCCAAGGUUGCAACCGACUUCGAGAAGAUCAUUAACGAAGGGCGAGAGAGGAAGAAGAACGAAGCACUGGCACAGAAGAUUUUCUCCAAGGACAGAAGGCAGAGCGCCCCAACUAAACUCAAGCCCGGCGUAGGCCCCUCGCUGGCUAGCAGAAUUGGUGUCAAGAAGCAGCGCACCGUGUCUCUCGGCCCCAAGGCUGUCCCCGCCGGUAACAUUGACGGCGAUUGGACCCACGAUCUUCAUGGCACGGUAACCGGCGGUGGCGUAGGAAGACGAGGCGGCGCCGGUCCCGGCGGUCUCGCAGCGCGCAUCUCGGCUCCCGGAAGCAAGCCUACCGCAGCAGGAACAAACAACAGAAGAGGCGAUCGACGCACCGAGCAGAGGGCUGCCAGGGUGGCCAAUGCAAUUGAACGCACUGAUGCCAUGGCCGAUGUGCAGAUGACAUCUGCCGCCCCGGCCAAGAAGGGUCUUUCGAUCCGGGGUCUUGCGGGCCCGUUUGCCGUUAUGGCGCACAACUUUGCGCCGGGAACGACGGCUGCCGAUAUUGAAAGCGCGAUGACGCCUGUUGGCGGAGAAAUGCUUAGUUGCAGAAUGGUCAAGUCAAGCCCACUCCUUGUAGCGGAGAUGGUGUUUGCUACUAAAGAGGGUGGCGAUGCCGUUAUCUCUACAUUUAACAACCAGACGGCCGAUGGCCGUAUUAUCAAAGUCUACCCCAAACCUGGCGGUUACAAGGAGCCCGCCGCGCAGCUGAACGCAAAUGGGUCUCGCAACGCAACCCGCUCGACGUCGAACAAUGUCAUUGACGGCUCCAACGGCUUCCCCGAGCCCAUGGAGUCCGACAACACCGUAGCUUCUAGCGGUCUCUACAGUGAUAAGCUUGUUGGUGGAGGUAACGGUAACGGUAACGGUAACGGCGGCGGCGGCGGCGGCCGCAGAGGGCGCGGCUGGAACCGUGGUGGACGACGAUGA
Molecule: messenger RNA, 972 nt
Organism: Colletotrichum truncatum
Lineage: Eukaryota; Fungi; Ascomycota; Sordariomycetes; Glomerellales; Glomerellaceae
Source: RefSeq, a predicted model, not a curated record